AUGCCAUUAUCAAGUAUAUCCAACACAUUCUAUCAAGUCAAUGCUACCGCUCAAGAUUGUACAAAUUUAACAGAUAUUGCCUUAGUGAACAUUUCUAUUGUCAAUACCAAUGAUUAUCCACCUGUUUUUAAUUCCAGUCUCUAUCGGCAACUCGUUACAAAUACUCUUCCCAUAGGAUCAUCUGUUAUACAAGUCAUGGCUACAGAUAAAGACUUAAAUCAGUUUGGAAAAGUAUCUUAUUCUAUCUUGAAUCAGACUAAUUUAUUUGCUAUUCACUCAGCCACUGGUAUAAUAUCCACGGCAUCGAGCUUACGAUUGAUCGUUGAAAAUAUCACUCUUACUAUUUUAGCACAAGAUGGUGGAAGUCCACCCUUCAAUACAACUGCUUUAGUCGAUCUGGAUAUAUAUAAUCCAUGUCAAGAUGUUUCUUUGUGGAUUUUGCCGCCUUAUAAUACAACAUUAGAUCCAUCUGUUAGUUCUGUUGGUUCGUUAGUAAUAGCCAUUAACGGCUCUGUUCAAGAUCCAAGACAAAAUCAGGCGGUAGACGAGAUUAUUAUGUUCUAUCAGAUAAUGGCUGGUAAUAAUGAUGGUCUUUUUGAGAUCAACGGGCAAACCGGUAUCGUUCGAUUGGCUAAAGAUUUACAGCAAUCUGAUUUUGGUAAAACUAGAACUUUAACUAUCUCGCUUUCCAAUAAUGGCAGUUGUUCUGUACCUAUUACUACGAGCGAUGUUAGUAUUAAUAUUAAUUAUGAGAUUACUACGUCCAAAAACUUUGCUUCAUCAGUUCAGCUAGCAUUUUCAUCGCCUGAAACAUCAAUCUUGGACUCCACAGUUAGCAGUGUGAAACAUUCUUCCUUCAACAUUCUAUCCCCAGAAUUAUCCCUUCAAUUUACUCCCACUUCCAUUUCAUUCGAUAUUGCUCUUGCAUCAUCGACUACACUUCAAGAAUUACUUUCUUCAACACCAAUUUUUUACUCCUCAGGCAAUAGCAUGAUAUAUUCUUCCGAUGAUAGCUUAUUAUCAGAAACAUCUUUUCAAGUUAGUUCUACAUCGAUAGCAUCUUCCACACUCGAAAUAGAAGCAAUACCUUCAAGUCAAAAAAUAUCUUCGCUGCCAUUAGCAAGCAAUGCUUUAGAAUCGAACUUACUUUCAUCAGAUCAAGACCUGGUCAGUUCUUUUAGCAAAGCAAUAUCAUCAUCAUUUAUUGCCAAUAUAGUAUCAUCUGUUAGCUCAAACGAAUUGAACGAUGUGUCUUUAUCGGUUGAGAUAUCUUCAAAAAAUCUAGAAGCUGAUGAAAGUGGAACAUUUGCCCCUGCUUCGGUGAUAGACGAUAGCAGUCUAUCUUUACAAGAACUUUCAUCAUCAUUGCCAACACUUGGUUCAAGUUCAUUAAGGCUAUCAUUGGAGAUCUCUACGCUCCAGUCAGAAAUCAAAUAUUCUAUUUCAAGUUCGCUCUUACAGCUUGUGAGCGUAACGGUUUAUAAUUCAUUGCAACCUGACAUCCCACAAAGUGAAUCUAUUAAUAUGAAUAGCUCUACUGAUGAACUUAAUCUUUCCAUGCUAAAGACUUCAGAAUACCAUCCAUUGAGUGAUGUGCAAUCAGAUUUAUUUGCUAGUGAGAUUACUCACUCAGUCAAGCCUGAAAAUGUCUAUAAUAUAAGCAAAAGCAGUCAAAUAUUUCAAGAAUCUACUCAAUUACUUGAUAUAUCAGCUUCGGCAGUGGUGGGAGAAGAUACUAGUGGUAUAAGUGAUUUAAAGCUAUCCAGGAUUAUAUCGUCAUCGCUAGACUUUUCGACCUUCAAGCCAGAAAAUAAAUCCUCUUUUGCAGAUCAAGUUAUACAGCCAGUGAGUACAAGUGCUUAUAAUUUAUUACAAUCUGAAUAUUUGCAAAGUGGACCUAACAUCGUCAGCUCAAGUAAUGAGCUCGAUCUAUCUAUAAUACAAUAUUCGGAAAGCUUUCAAUUAAAUUCUCGCUCGCAAUCUGAUCUAUUUGUUAGCGAUAAUACGUCUUCAGUAGUGACUAGCUAUUUUUAUAGUAUAAGUAAUAUUAGUACAACAGUUGAAGAAUCUAGUCAACAACUUGAUGUGUCAGCGUCGACUGCGGUGGGAGAAAGUAUUGGUAGUACAAGCGAUUUAGAUAUAUCUAGUAAAAUAUCGUCGUCGUCAGUCUUCUCGGUCUUUACAUCUCAAAUCGAAUCUUCUACAGAUCAAAUUAUACAGCCAGUAAAUAAAACUGUUUAUAAUCCUACACAAUCUAGUAUUACAAGCUCAAUCGGCGAGCUCGAUCAAUCUGUACUAAAUUCAGAAUAUAUACUGUUAAGCGAUAUUCUAUCUUAUCCAUUGACUAGUAAUAUUGCUAUCGAUAUCACAUCUUCAAUAGCGAUUGAUAAUCUCUCUAGUAUAAGCAAUAGUAGCCAACUAGUUGAAGAAUCUAGUCAACAACUUGAUGUAUCAGCGUCGACUGCGGUGGGAGAAAGUAUUGGUAGUACAAGCGAUUUAGAUAUAUCUAGUAAAAUAUCGUCGUCGCCGGUCUUCUCUGUCUUUACAUCUCAAAUCGAAUCUUCUACAGAUCAAAUUAUACAGCCAGUAAAUACAACUGAUUAUAAUCCUACACAAUCUAGUAUUACAAGCUUAAUCGGCGAACUUGAUCAAUCUGUAGUUAAAGAAUCUAGUCAACAACUUGAUGUAUUAGCGUCGACUGCGGUGGGAGAAAGUAUUGGUAGUACAAGCGAUUUAGAUAUAUCUAAUAAAAUAUCGUCGUCAUCAGUCUUCUCGGUCUUUACAUCUCAAAUCGAAUCUUCUACAGAUCAAAUUAUACAGCCAGUAAAUACAACUGAUUAUAAUCCUACACAAUCUAGUAUUACAAGCUCAAUCGGCGAGCUCGAUCAAUCUGUACUAAAUUCAGAAUAUAUACCGUUAAGCGAUAUUCUAUCUUAUCCAUUGACUAGUAAUAUUGCUAUCGAUAUCACAUCUUCAAUAGCGAUUGAUAAUCUCUCUAGUAUAAGCAAUAGUAGCCAACUAGUUGAAGAAUCUAGUCAACAACUUGAUGUGUCAGCGUCGACUGCGAUGGGAGAAAGUAUUGGUAGUACAAGCGAUUUAGAUAUAUCUAGUAAAAUAUCGUCGUCAUCGUCGGUCUUCUCGACAUUUAUUACUGAAAUUGAAUCUUCUAUAGAUCAAAUUAUACAGCCAGUAAAUACAACUGAUUAUAAUCCUACACAAUCUAGUAUUACAAGCUUAAUCGGCGAACUCGAUCAAUCUGUACUAAAUUCAGAAUAUAUACUGUUAAGCGAUAUUCUAUCUUAUCCAUUGACUAGUAAUAUUGCUAUCGAUAUCACAUCUUCAAUAGCGAUUGAUAAUCUCUCUAGUAUAAGCAAUAGUAGCCAACUAGUUGAAGAAUCUAGUCAACAACUUGAUGUAUCAGCGUCGACUGCGAUGGGAGAAAGUAUUGGUAGUACAAGCGAUUUAGAUAUAUCUAUUAAAAUAUCGUCGUCGUCGGUCUUCUCUGUCUUUACAUCUCAAAUCGAAUCUUCUACAGAUCAAGUUAUACCAUCAAUGAGUACACAUACUAAUAAUUUAUUACAAUCUAAUAGUUUUCAAGGAGGAUCCAACAUCAUUAGCUUAACUGAUGAUUUAUCUAUACAAAAUUCAGGAAAUUUUCUGUUUGAUUCACUUACUAUCGACAGAACGUAUUCAAUAUUGAUCGAUAAUUCCUACGAUAUCAGUAAUAGUAGUCAAAUACUUAAAGAAUCGAGUCAUUCACUUGAUAUAUCAGCUUCAACAGUGGUAAUUGAAAGUAUUGGUGGCACAAGUGAUUUAGAUGUCGCUAUUAACAAUUCAUCACCGUCAGAAAUCUCGACUUUCAAGCCCCAAAUCCAUUCUUCUGCGAUAGAUCAAGUUAUAUUGCCAGUGAGUACAACUAUUUAUAGUUUAUUGCAAUCUAACAGUUUACAAGGUGGAUCCAAUAUCGUUAGCUCACAUUACGAGCUCAAUCCAUCCAUGCUCGUAAGUUUAGAAAAUGUUCCAUUAAGUGAUACUCAAUCUGAUUUACUUGUUAGUGAUAUCACAUUUCCAUUAGUAACUAACAAUUCCUACAGUACAAGUAGAAUUAAUAGUAGUCAAGUAUUUCAAGAAUCUAGCCAAAUAUUUGACAGAUCGACUUCGACAGUAGUAGGAGAAAAAAAUAAUGGUAGUUCAAGUGAUUUAAAUGUGGCUGUUUAUAAUUCAUCAUCGUUAGACAUCUCAACAUUCAAGCCACAAAUCAAAUCAUCUACUGCCUAUCAAAUCACUCUACCAGUAGCCACUACAACAACGAUCAUAACUAAUUAUAAUUCAUUACAAUCUGACAGAUCGCAACAUGAGUCUAGCAUCGUUAGCAUAACUCAAGACCUUCAUCCAUCGACAUUACCUAACUACUCUCAACUAAGCGAUACUCAAACUAAUUUGUAUUAUAACUCAUUACAAUCUGACAGACCGCAAACUGAAUUUAACGUCGUUAACAUUACUGAAGACAUCCAUUCAUCGACACUACCUAACAACUUUCAACUAAGCGAUACUCAAACUAAUUUGUAUUACAAUUCAUUACAAUCUGAUAGAUCACAAAGUGAAUCGAACAUCGUUAGCAUAACUGAAGACCUUCAUUCAUCAACAUUGCCUAGUUUAAAUUACUUUCAAGUAAGCAAUACUCAAACUGAUUUGUAUUAUAAUUCAUUACAAACUGAGAAAUCACAAAGUGAAUCUAACACCAUUAGCACUGCUGCAGACCACUAUCCAUCAAUGUUACCUAAUUCAGACUACUUUCAACUAGUUGAUACUCAAACUGAUUCGUAUGUUAGUAACAUGGAGUAUUCAUUUAAGACUAGCCAUUUAUACAGUAUAAGUAAGAGCAAUCAAAUACUUCAAGAAUCUAGUCAAUCAUUUGGCAGUUCGAUGACGAUAGUACUGGGAGAAAGUAUUGGUAGAACAAGUGAUUUAAGUAGGGCCAUCUACAAAUCAUCAUCGCCGGAGGUCUCGACUUUCAAGCAACAAAUCAAAUCUUCUACUAUGGAUCAGUUUAUUUCACUAGUGACCAUAACACAAACGGUUAAAGCUACUUACAAAACACUACAGUCUGAUAUUUUACAAAGUACAUUUGAUAUUAUUAGCUCCACUGAUGAGCUAAAUCCAUCAAUAUCGCCAAGUUCAGGCAACUAUCAAUUACUCGUAAGUGAUGCUCAAUCUAAUUUAUUUUCCAUUGAUAUCCAGCAUUCCUUAGUGACUAAUAGCUUCUAUAGUAAAAGUGAUAGUAUUCAAACAUUUAGAGAAUCUAGGCCAUCAUUUAACGUAUCGACUUCAUCAGUGAUGGAAGUAAGCACUGGUACUACAAGUGAUUCUGAUUUAGCUACUAGCAAUUCAUUAUCGUCAGAGAUCUCGACUUCAAAGCCACAAAUCAAAUCUUCUACUACAGAUCAAAUCAUCCUGCCAGCGACCACAACUACUUAUAGUGUUAUGCAGUUGAAUAGUUUACAAGGUGGAUCUAACAUUAUUAGCUCAGCUGAUGAACUUUACGCAUCUAUAUUGCUAAAUUCAGACAACUUCCAAGUUAGCGAUAUUCAAUCUGAUUUGCAAGUUGGUCGUAUCACACACUCACUAUUAACUAGCUAUUUCCAUAGUACAAACAAGAAUAAUCAAAUAGUUCAAGAAUCUAGUCAAUCAUUUAACAUAUCAGCUUCAUCAGUGAUGGAAGAAAGUAUUGGUAGUACAAGCGAUUUAGAUAUAGCUACUAAUAAAUCAUCAUCGUCAGACAUCUCGACUUCCAAGCCACAGAUCAAAUCUUCUUCUACAGAUCAAAUCAUCCUGCCUGCGACAACAACUACGUAUAAUGUUAUGCAAUCUAAUAGUCUACGAGAUGAAUUUAACAUUAUUAGCUCAGCUGAUGAGUUCAACCAAUCUAUAUUGCAAAAUUCGGAAAACUUUCAAUUAAGCGAUAUUCAAUCUAAUUUACAAGUUAGUAGCAUCACACACUCACUAUUGACUAGCCAUUUUUAUAGUACAAACAAGGAUAAUCAAAUAGUUCAAGAAUCUCGUCAAUCUUUGAGCAUAACAGCUUCAUCAGUGAUGGGAGAAAAUGUCGGUAGUACAAGUGGUUUAGCCAUUAACAACUCAUCAUCGUCAGGGAUCUCGACUUUCAAGUCAUACUUAAAAUCUUCUAAUAUAGAUCAAGAUACUCCGCCAGCAACCAUGACUACUUAUAAUUCAUUACAAUCUGACAUCGUUAACUCAACUGAUAACCUUGAUCUGUCGAGAUUAGCUGAUUCAAGUAACUUUCAUUUAAGCGAUACUCUAUCUAGGUUGUAUGUCAGUAGCAUAGCACAAUCAUCUGUGAUCAGAAAUUCCGAUAGGAUAGGUAAUAGUGAUCAAAUAUUUAGAGAGUCUAUUCAAUCAUUCGACUUCUUGACUACGUCAGUGGUGAUAGAGAAUAUUGGUUGGACAAGUAAUUUAGGUGUAGUCAUGAAUAACUCAUCGCCAAAAGUAUCAACUUUCAAGCAAACAUUCAAAUCCUUUACUACAGAUCAAGUCCUUCCACCAGCAAUCACCACAAUUUAUAAUUCAUGGCAAUCUGAUAUCAUUAAGUCAACUGACAGUCUUGGUUCAUUGAUACUGACUAAUUCAAAUAACUUUCAAUUGAGCGAUACUCAAUCUAGUUUGUACCUUAGUAACAUGGUGCAAUCAGUGACUAGCGAUUUCCAUAGCAUAAGGAAUAGUAUCCACAUAUUUACAGAAUCUGGUCAAUCAUUUGGCAUAUCGGCUUCAUCAGUGAUGGGAGAAAGUAUUGGUAGCUCAACUGAUUUAGAUAUAGCUGUUAAUAAUUCAUCACCGUCAGGGAUCUCGACUUUCAAACAACACAUGAAAUCUUCGAUAGAUCAAGUCAUUCCAUCGACGGUCACGGCUGCUUAUAACUUAUUGCAAUCUAACAUCGUAAAUUCAAUAAUUGACAAUCUUGAUCCAUUAUUUAAUUCAAACAAUUUUCAAUUAAGCAGUACUCAAUCUAGCUUUUAUGUUAAUAACAUGGUGCAAUCAUCCGUGACUAGCAAUUUUUACAGUAUAAGUAAUAAUGAUCUAAUUUCUAGUGAAUCUAUUUAUUCACUGGACAUAUCGACUUCACCAGUGAUGAGAAAAAGUAUUGUUAGAACAAGUAAUUUAGAUAUCACCAAUUACAAUUCAUCAUCGCCAGAAAUCUCGACUUUUAAGCCACAUAUAAAAUCUUCUACAGAUCAAGUCAUUCCACUUGCAACCACAACUAUUUACAAUGCUAGGCAAACUAAUAGUUUACAAGGUGGACUCAACAUCAUUAGUUCAGUUGAUGAGUCUAAUCCAUCCAUUCUAUCAAAUUCAAAACACUUUCAAUCAAGCUAUACUCAAUCUGAUUUGUAUAUUAGUAAUGUCGUGCAUUCGCCAGUAACUAAUAAUUUAUACAGUAUCAAUAGCAGUAAAUCAAUAUUUAGAGAAUCCAUUCUGUCAUUUGACAUAUCGACUUCAUCAGUGAUGAGAGAAAAUAUCGGUAGUACAAGCGAUUUAACCAUUAACAACUCGUCAUCGUCUGAAAUCUCUACUUCCAAGGUACUCAUAAAAUCUUCUGCUACAGAUCAAAUCAUCUCGACAGCGACAACAACUACUUAUAACGUAGCACAAUCUGAUAAUUUACAAAAUGGAUCUAACAUUGUUAGCUCAAUUUAUGAGCUCAAUCCAUCUAUUUCACCAAAUUCAGACAAUAUUCAAUUAAGCGAUACUCUAUCUUAUUUACAGCGACUAGCAAUUUCUUUAGUACAAACAAGAAUAAUUCAGCAGUUCAAGAGUCUGAUUAAUCAUUUGAUAUUCGGUUCAUCAUUGAUCGGAGAAAAUAUCGGUAUUACAAGCAAUUUAACCACUAAAAACUCAUCAUUAAGGAUUUCAACUUUCAAGACAUAA
This is a messenger RNA of Trichoplax adhaerens, 7944 nucleotides long. RefSeq lists its product as uncharacterized. Gene Ontology annotation, cellular component: membrane. Bases 1 to 7944 code for a protein of 2647 amino acids. Lineage: Eukaryota; Metazoa; Placozoa; Uniplacotomia; Trichoplacea; Trichoplacidae. The record is from RefSeq and is a predicted model, not a curated record. Gene Ontology annotation, biological process: homophilic cell-cell adhesion. The transcript has 2 exons. Gene Ontology annotation, molecular function: calcium ion binding.